Molecule: messenger RNA, 1158 nt
Organism: Emiliania huxleyi CCMP1516
Lineage: Eukaryota; Haptophyta; Isochrysidales; Noelaerhabdaceae
Exons: 1
Coding region: 1-1158 (385 amino acids)
Biological process (GO): monoatomic ion transport; mitochondrial transmembrane transport
Cellular component (GO): mitochondrial inner membrane
Molecular function (GO): monoatomic ion transmembrane transporter activity
Source: RefSeq, a predicted model, not a curated record
AUGAGCACCUUUUCUGGCCGCUGGCGCUACAACUGGGCCGUGCUAUCGCCGCUCGGUCUCCGUUUUGGAGACUCGGCGGUGGCAGAGGCAAACGCCACGCUCGCCGCCAGGGCAGCUGGCCAGCCGCGUAGCGACAGCGACUGCUGGCACGCGACCGGUGUGCUCGCGACGGCGGCUCCAGCCGGGGAGCUCCUGCCGAUGCCGCUGCGCGGAUGCGGCUGGGCUCUGUGCAACACUCCCACGAUCGCCUUCAUGGUGUCGUCUGCGCUGCACCACCCGACGUGCACGCGGCGCAUCGUCUUUGGCCAGUGGCUGAACCAGACCCACCUGGCCGGGGUGACGUGGUGCAACCGCGGCGCGUCAGCCGAGGGAGACGGCCCAAGCACAGCCGUCGUCGCAGCCUCGUACAUCGGUGCUCUCGUCACCGCGAUCCCGAUCGCCGUCGGCGGCGGGAAGCUUUCGCAGCGGUCGCCGCUGCUCAAGCCGUUCGCGCGGUUCGCCCCCUACCCGGCCGUCGCCCUCGCGAACUUCCUCGGGAGCGCGUGCAUGCGCUCGUCCGACGCGACGCGAGGCGCACUCACAGCCGCUCGACGCUCCGUAGACAGCUCCUGCCUUAUAGACCACUUCCUUGACCGCUUCCUGGACGCACGCCGCGCCUCGCAGCUGGCGAGGCCGCGCUUCCCCCGCGCCUCGAGACCUCGGGAGGCACCCUCCGUAGGGGUUCCUGUCGCGGACCCGGCGGACGGGCAGCCGCUCGGCCUGUCUCGCGCCGCCGGGGAGAGGGCGGUCCGCGACACGUGCGUGACCAGGCGGCCGCAGCUGCCCGCGCGGCUCCGCCUCUCAACAGGAGCGUCCGGCGAGGUGUCGAUGUGUGGGAGUAGGCUGCUGAUGCCCGUCGGCAACUUCCUCAUCGUCCCCGCCGUGGUGUGGCUCUACACGGCGGCGCGGCGCAUCAGGCAGCCGAGCCUGGCGACGCAGGUCGCCGUCACCGCGGCGGUCUUCUCCGUCUGGCUGCCCACCGCGGCGUCCUUCUACCCGCCCGUCGGCAGCUUGGCGCUCGACGAGAUCGAGCCGCAUUUGCGCAGCGAGGCGGAGGCGCGCGCGAGGCGUGCGGGCAGGGUCGUCUCGCCAAGCGUCGAGUACGAGCGAGGCGUGUAG